Molecule: messenger RNA, 4120 nt
Organism: Pomacea canaliculata
Lineage: Eukaryota; Metazoa; Mollusca; Gastropoda; Architaenioglossa; Ampullariidae
Product: polycystic kidney disease protein 1-like 2
Exons: 20
Coding region: 79-3615 (1178 amino acids)
Biological process (GO): detection of mechanical stimulus
Cellular component (GO): membrane
Molecular function (GO): calcium ion binding; calcium channel activity; protein binding
Source: RefSeq, a predicted model, not a curated record
CGACAACUUGUUGUACCAUCGCCUGUCAGUGCCCUCCCUUUACUCCACCGUUGUGGCGUACAUACAAAUUCCGCUUGAAUGGGAAUCGUCGUAGCCUACUUCCGGUCAGCUAAUCCACCUGCACUGAACAGCUAUGACUUCACAGUGGAAGGGAAACUCAUUCUAUCUACAGAAAGUGAAUUGGCGCUAUCCUCCAUUGAAAAUUCGACAACUUUUAAAUUUGUUGUGCCCGCUGGUGUCCUUAAAGUUGGGGCAGCCGUAGUUGGUUUCUACGUAGGUGAAGGUAAUGAGACAUUUGCCUACAAAUACCUGUCAUUUACUGACAGCUGUCAUGUCUGGGAUGAGAACAACCUCAAGUGGGUCCCAGCUUGCGAGAUGUCCUCAGCUUCUACGGCUACCGAGACAGUGUGCACCUGUGAUAAUCCACCAGGUGUCGCCUUUGCCAGCGCUUUCCUGGUGCCGCCCAAUACUAUCGACUUCAAGCUUGUUUUCUCCAAGUUUGACCCCAACAAUGCCUCUGUAUACGGCACACUGAUUGGUCUUCUGCUUGUCUGGGUGCUGGGCGUUGUGUGGGCCCGACGGCAGGAUAAGAAAGACAAAGAAAAGUGGCUGGUAGGUUACCUGAAGGACAAUCUAGCGGGAGAGAACUACCUGUACCUGCUGACAGUCCACACAGGGUUAAAACGAGGCUCUGGCACUAAAUCCAACGUCAGUUUCGUCCUCGGCGGCUCUCAUGCGGACUCCGGCAUCAGGGUCUUAUCGGAUGGCAAACGGACACUAGAAACUGGGAGUGUGAUGAGGUACAUCAUGACCACGGGGACGUGUCUGGGACAUCUAGACUACUUACGCAUCUGGCACGACAACAGCGGGGGGUACCAGGCUGGUUGGUUUCUGAACAGGCUGGAUGUUGAAGACCUGAACACGGGUCAGAGGUACUUGUUCAUCUGCGAGCGAUGGCUGGCCGUGGACAAGGACAACGGUGUUGUAGACCGCCUCGUUCCACUGGCCCAGCAGGACGAGAUCAUGUCCUUCGACAGGCUGUUCUCGGAGUACACCAAGAUCGGCAUCACCGACACCCACCUGUGGCUCUCCUGCUUCAUGCGUCCCGCGCCCAGCACCUUCACGCGUGUGCAGAGGGUCUCGUGUUGUCUAGUCCUGCUGCUUCUAACUAUGAUCACCAGCGCCAUGUUCUACAAGACUGAAGACAGGGUGACCGGAACAAGCUUAAAUUCCGUGGGCAUGGAAGUAAAAGUUGGUUUCCUACGCUUUUCCUUGACAACCUUGUGGACGUCGGCUGUAUCUGUUGUCAUCACUUCUGUACCCGUGACUAUUUUUGUUCUCAUCUUCCGCAAUUAUCGGCCCAUGUCAGGGCCGAGAGCCAAGAAACAGCAAAAGGGAAAAGUUACCGAGCUAACCGAUGUGUGUGAAACCCCUGAACAUAAAGAGAACACAAGCAAGUCGGAAGAGAGCCUGGAGGACUCUAUGGGAAUCAAUCUUCAGACUAACCUACUGCCCCACUUCUGGUGCUACAUCGGCUGGCUGCUCCUGAUGGCGACUGCAGCGACCUGCGCCUUCUUCCUGGUGCUGUACAGCAUGCAGUGGGGCAUCAGUACUUCCGAGGAAUGGCUUGCCUCCUUCGUGAUCUCCUUCUUCGGGAGCAUAUUUGUCAUGGACCCUAUUAAGGUGAUAUUGCUGGCGUGUCUGCUAGCGUACUGCGUCCAAAACCCAUACACAGAGCAGUCCCACAGUGAGGACGUGACUUUGGAGCAAGUGCAGAUGAAAGUCGGCAUGUUCAGUGCAAGUGCAAUAGAUCCCGCAGCUCUGCCUCCUGACCCGGUGCCACGCAAGGUUCUGGCAAAGUCCCGCAAGCGACAGCUGCACGAGCAAGAGUCACAGCGGGUCUUCUUCGACCUCCUGCUCUACAGCUUCUUCGUCUUCUCCGUCUAUUCCCUGUCAUACGGCAACCGGGAUGAGAACACUUUCUCCCAGAACGACCACCUGGACAACCUGCUGUAUCAGACAUCGGGUGGCGCCCCUUUUCCCUUCGAAAACAUCACCAAACGAGAAGAGGUGAUGAGGUGGAUGAACGAGACGAUGCUGCCCGUGUUAUUUCCUAGGAGAGACAGCCUGGGUAACAGCCUGCAAUUACGUGAACGAGUCUUCACCUCUGACCCCACCAGCUUCAGGGUUGGUCCUGUUCGGGUCCGUCAGCUCAGGAUGCCUUUCAUGGAAAGAACCAAUGCAGUCGGAGGUUAUUCGUCCCUGCUCGGAAAGCGCCGGUAUUGCCCCCCUUACAGCAUGGGGCAGGAGGAGACGGGGAUGUACUGUGUACGGUGGAAACCACUGGCUUCUUGCUCCUACGAAGAAAGAAAUACCAAGCUGAGCCGGGUCGCCUGGAUGUACCAGAGCUUUGAAGGCAUCUCCUCCCUGCCUGUAUGGGGAACUUACUCCGUCUACAGCAGUGGCGGCUACGUUAUGGACUUUUCCGUCAACUGGGACGUGAUAUCUCUAACGUUGCAAGAACUAGAAGACAGGAACUGGCUGGAUGAACAGACACGUGUCGUCUUCCUGGAGUUUUCCCUCUACAACCCCGAUAGCAACUUUUUCUCGUACCUGCGACUUUCAGCCGAGUUCCCCGAGACUGGGGAAACCUUUCUGGGGAGAAAAGUACAGACUUUCCGCAUCUACGAACACCUGCAGGCUAUAGGUUUCUACAUGUACAUCUGUGAAAUAAUUGCUGCUAUCGGUGUCAUCAUCUUUACCAUCAAGAUUGCACUCAGAAUUAAACAGCAAAAGCUCGGUUUCUUCAAUGAGUUCUGGCAGGUGCUGGACCUCAGCAUCGUACUGAUAUGCUAUGUUGUUAUGGCUUUCUACGCCAUCAAGACGAUGAAAGUUAAUGAGUCCAUGGCUGCCUGGCGAGAUAACUCUAAGCAAUACGUGGACUUCUACCAGACGGCCUUCUGGGACGACAUGUAUGGCUACUCUCUGGCCUCCGUCGUCUUCACCACCACCAUCCGCCUGCUGCGCAUCCUGGGCUACAACCGACGACUGACGAUGAUCGCCGCUGUGCUGGCCAACUCCAGCCGGGACCUGUUCGGCUUCUCGCUCGUCUUCGCCGUCGUCUUCAUGGCCUACCUCUCAGCCGGCUACCUCGUCUUCGCCAGCACCUUGUCCGAGUUCCGCUCUCCGUGGGAGUCAGGUCUUCGCGUUGUACCAGAUGCUGCUGGGCAGGAACGUGCUGACCGCCUUCUCCGAGGACUUAGAGAUGUUUGCCUGGAUCUUCUUCAUUUCCUAUGUCAUCCUGGUCUUUAUGAUCCUCAUGACAAUGUUCCAGGCGAUCGUGUGUGGGUCCAGCACCAUUGUCCGCUCAGAGGUCAGCAGCGUGCCGCCCCCCUAUGGGCUGACCAACCUGUUCGUCAAGUUCUACCACACGUCAUCGCCGACCUGCUCCCUGCCUGGCUUACACGUGGCAAAAGUGCAACAGGUCCCGCUGAAGCGCAUGCUCAUGCGCAGUCAGCAGGAAGUACACAUCCACCUGGCGACAAGAAAAUGAGAAACCAUCCGAGUUCGAAAAAGGACCACUCUUUCCGUCGACAGACAUACGAGUCUUACUAGCAGAGGAGGAAGACUACAAGAGGAUGCAUGAGGGGCUGGUGAGGUUUGUCACGCAAACAACAAAGAGUUGCUCUUAAGAUCAGCUUUCUAAAGUUUCCUUGCCAGCUUUCAGACUGAAUUUUUUGGUGAAACCAUUCAUAUCAUACCUACAUAUUUCGCAUCUUUGGGGAGACCAUCGACAAUACCUUGAAGACUGAUUUUCGUCAGCAUUUGAAUCUGCUCGUGCGCUUUUCUGCUGUGUGAUAAACUACAUCCUCCUGCUGUGUCUUCGGUUAAACCCUAGUCUGAUGAAUUCCUUUUAGUUUUGAAAAGCUGCUUUUGACCGUCUGAAUGUAAAGCACCUAAGAUACUUUUCUUCCUUCUUACUGAAUGUCAAGAGGAUUUAUGCUCAUUACAUUGGAAAAUUAUUCUGCAUUUUUCUGUAGUUGCUGUAUUCGCUUUUAUAAUCUCUGUGCAAUUUUUCAUAUUUCUCGCUUCUAAAAUCAUGUUUUAAAAUAGGAAAUGA